ACACCAAGAUCUGGAUCAAGGUCAGUACGCAGAGCGAGCGAUGGAGAGCAAGCGCAUUGGGAUCGUCUCGAUCGGGUCCCGCGGCGACGUGCAGCCGUACUGCGUGCUUGGGCGCGCGCUCGCGGACCGCGGCCACAAGGUCUUCAUCGCCACCGAGCAGCGUCUCGAGAGCCUCGUGGUCGACGAGUUCCGGCUGCCAUUCCGGUGCAUUGCAGGCGACUCGACGGGUGGCCUAUUUGACCCCAAGUUCCAAGCCGGGCUCGCGAAAGGCUCGAUCAUCACGACCAUCAAGAUGACAAAAGAGUGGCAAGGCAAGUUCAAGAUGGACGACAUCCUCGCCUCGUACGUGACGGCGCUCGACGGCGCCGAUGUCAUUGUGUCGGGCGGUCUCUGCAUGACCAUGUCGCACGCUAUUGCCGAGAAGCUCCACGCGGCGUGGGUGCCAUUCAUUCUCGGACCCACGUGCCCCACGACCGAGUUUCCCGUGUGGGCGCUGAGCAGUCUCACCUGUGGCCUGCGCUGCCUCAACAAGUGGACGUACACGGUGCUCUUCAAGAAACUCUGGAAGGACGAGCAGCACUACAUCAACCCAUGGCGCACGAACGUCUUGGGGCUUGCGCCGAUCACGAUGCCCCUUGGCAUGCUCGACAUCAUCAACAGCAACGAACGUAUCCCCGUCCUCAUUGCGUGCUCGGCGCUCUUUUGCGGUCCUCAGGCGCGCAUCCCAAGCGACUAUGACCCGCGCAAGAUCCAUUUACUCGGACCUGUCUUUGCCGCGCCGUCGCCACUUCCCGAGGCGGCGACGAGCUUCCUCAACGCCGCGCGCGCAGCAGGGACGCCAGUCAUCUACUUGGGCUUUGGUAGCAUGCCGACCGCCGACCCGAUUGGGCUCCUGCGCCUUGCCGUCGACGUCUGCGAGCGCGUCGGGUGCCGAGCGAUCGUCGUCGCUGGCUGGUCGGCGCUCACGUCGGACGAGGCCGACGCGCUCCUCACGGCCAAUCAAACCCGGCUGCUGGUGCUGCGUUCUGUUUCGCACGGCGCCCUUUUCCCCAAAGUCGACUGCAUCGUGCACCACGCCGGCAUUGGCACGUGCAACGCGUCGCUUGCUAGCGGUACGCCGCAAGUGCCAUGUCCCGUGAUGUUGGACCAGCCCCACAACGCCAAAGUCCUCGUGCGGCUCGGUGUCGCGCCGUGUGCGCUGCCGUUCGGCAAGCUCUCUGCACCCGCGCUUGCCCGCGCCCUCCAAGACGUGCUUGCGAAUGUGAAAGAUAUCCAAGCCCGCGCCAAGACGAUCGGUGACAGCCUCCGUGACGAAUGCGCCGACGCGCUCGAACAGUACAUGCAGCUCAUCACGACGGCCGAGUCGCUGUCUGUUGCUGCAUCGUAGCCGACUCGUCGUCGGCAACACGACUAACAUGCAUACAAUAUGUCCUG
Saprolegnia parasitica CBS 223.65 is the source of this 1434-nucleotide messenger RNA. RefSeq lists its product as hypothetical. Gene Ontology annotation, molecular function: UDP-glycosyltransferase activity; hexosyltransferase activity. The transcript has a single exon. NCBI's taxonomy places the organism in Eukaryota, Oomycota, Saprolegniomycetes, Saprolegniales, Saprolegniaceae. The record is from RefSeq and is a predicted model, not a curated record. The coding region runs from base 41 to 1387 and encodes 448 amino acids. Gene Ontology annotation, biological process: carbohydrate metabolic process.